AUCAGGUGUCAUUCACCUGGGAAUUUCAGAUCACAGCCUUGUCUACGCUGUGAGAAAAUUUACACUACCGAAAGGAAGGCAAAAAAUUCGUCAGGUUCGUAACUUUAAAAACUUUGUCGAAAAUUAUUUCAUUCGGGAUGUGUCUCAAUUGCCUUGGGAGAUGGUCUAUCAGUUUGGAGAUCCCAAUUUAUGUUGGCAAGUCUGGAAAUCACUAUUAUUAGAUGCACUUAAUAGACAUGCCCCUCUGCGCCACAAGCGAAUAAGGAAUAACCCUGUCCCAUGGAUUAAUCCUCAAAUUAAAGAACUUAUGAGAAAAAGGGACUAUCACAAAAAAAAGGCCAUAAAAUAUGAUUCGGAGUCACAGUGGGAAUUGUAUAAAACACUACGUAAUGAAGUAAAUAUAAACAUGCGGAAAGCAAAAUCUAAGUACUUUUGUGAUAAAAUCCAGGCAAGCUCUCAAAUGGGAGACAGUAAAAGCGGAUGGGCUUGGAUAAAUUUGCUCUUAGGAAGAAAGCAUAAGAAUGCAAAUAUUAAUGAACUGAAAGUAAAUGAUGAUAUUAUUUCUGAUGAUAAAUCUAUUACUGAAACAUUAAAUGAAUAUUUUAUAAAUAUUGGAAUGAAGAUGGCUGCUGAAUCAGCAUGUCAAAGCACUGAUGCUUUAAAUGAUCAAGUAAUUUAUGAAAGUACUGCGCUUCUUCCUAAAGAAAAUUUUCACUUCGCAGAUAUUACUAUAGAUAGUGUUUCCAAACGCCUACAAAAACUAAAUGUCUCAAAAGCGACAG
Molecule: messenger RNA, 782 nt
Organism: Paramuricea clavata
Lineage: Eukaryota; Metazoa; Cnidaria; Anthozoa; Malacalcyonacea; Plexauridae
Source: the annotation of a GenBank genome assembly